AGGUCAGUCCCAGUCCAGGUAGAUCCGUGGGCUGAUUUGCAGAAGAACUUUACCGUCUGAGUAAACCUAUAAGUCGUUGAAACCACAGUAGCUACCCGUGUCACUGAGCACUUUGCCGCUGCUCUAUUGUUUACACGGUGCUGUUUAUGGUAGAUGGCGGGACACACAGCUACUGAGAUUUAACAAUUCAAAGUGUCAUGCCAGUCCCAGCAAUGGCGGAGCCUGUGGUUGAUCACCAGAAACGCUUUCAGGCUGCUGUGGAUGUUAUCCAUAACCUCCCCAAAAAUGGCUCCUACAGGCCGUCCUAUGAGGUGAUGCUGCGUUUCUACAGUCUGUACAAGCAAGCAGUGUGUGGACCCUGUACACUGUCCCGACCCGGCUUCUGGGAUCCAGUGGGUCGCUACAAAUGGGAUGCCUGGAGCAGUCUGGGGGAGAUGAGCAGUGAGAGUGCCAUGGCAGCAUAUGUGGAUGAGAUGAAGAAAGUAGCUCAUGAGGUCAUUGACACCAUGCCCAUGAAUGAGAAGACAGCCUCGCUCUUCCACCAUUUCGAGCCUCUCUACCUGGUGAUUGAUGAUAUGCCGCGGCCUCCAGGGUCACUGCUUGCACUUAGAGAAGGUCUUAAAGGCACUGAGCAAGCUGCCAGGUCAGCAGAGAUGAAGAGUGAGGAUGAGGAGCAGGAUCACCCUGAAGAAGAUUCUUCUCUUCCAGAGGAUCCAGAUCAGGAGCUUAGCCUGGCUGAAGUUAUAGACCUCACUGCCAACACCAUCCCAAAUGACUCUGGAGUGUCUGAGGGUUUGGUGUUGACCAGUGACUCAGAGAGUGAGAUCUUCUGUGACUCAGUGGAUUCAGUGGAGCAACUUGGUAACAUCAAGAUUCCAGUAGUCAAGUCCAACGGUUUUCAGAAUGGGCAUGUGUCUAUGGAGUCAUCUCUCCACCUGGACACUCGACAGGCCGGAGCAGGUAGAGGUGGAGAGGGAGCUGAGGAUGGGAAGGGUCAGGGUCCCAUUAGCAGGAGGCAAGACAGUGGGCGGGAUGGUUCCUACCACAACUGGAGAGAACGUGGUGUUCCUCAGGGCAGUCCAAGAUGGGGGACCCCGGGUGGUGGUAGCGGGGCUGGACGAGGAGGAGGGGACGGCUCAGAGGGUGGGGAAGAAAGGCUCCAUGACACUCAGCUACAGCAGCAGAUCAUCGUAGCCCUAUGGAGGCUCAGAGAGGACAUGAGGAGUGUGAUGGACAGGCUGGAGGUGGUGGAGAGGCUCGCUGCCACACAUGCUCAGGGUUCAGAGUGGAGAACCUGUCUGCAGUGUGCAGCCACAGCGUCGCAUCAACAGGAGGAGAGGUGGUGGCCAUUUGACGUGUCAGGUCAGACCGUCUUCCUCUUCCUGGUGUGGCCGUUUGUUGCUCAGGGUCUGGUCUACCUGUUGAGAAAAGCCCAAAGGAGAAGUCGCAUGUCUUCGUGAAAUGAGCCAAUGAAGACUCCCAACCAAUCAGCCAAAGUAAUCCAUCGGUGCAAGAAGUUACAUUCCUAAGGAUUGAUUCUAAUAUGAAUUUAUGAGAAGGCACUCUCCACCCUCAGUCUGUGCACUAGGGGGACGGAGGGAAUAUUGUGGUCUUAGUGUCUGUUUGGAGACAGAUGUAUCUGGCUGUAUUGUACACUGCAGAGUCCUGAAAUCUUCACACUCGUUACAGCAAAUGAAUCUUUAAACUACUCAAGUGGAUUCAUCUGCUGGCUUGUGUUGGGCAGGAGCAGUCAGCUACUCAACAUGAUAUUGUCUUCAUCACACCUGGAGAAGUGAUUAUACUGAUUAUGGGGAGCCUGAAUUAACAGCUUGGAUUAUAUUAUUUUAUUCUCCAAGUAGUUGGUACCUAAUGUGCAUUCACUUUAUUCCCUUUCUUCUGGUUUGUUGACACAAACUCAAUUUCUUUGGAAUAUACUGAAUAUUAUCAGAAAAAUAUCAGUAUCUGCUUUAAAAUGGAAGAAGUCAAUCUACAGAUUUCAUGUAGUUGCAAUAAUGUGACUGUCUCUGAAAUGUCUAUUAACCACAAUAUUACACUGAACAGUAAAUGUCAUAGGAGCAGACUGAAAGUGCUGAGGAGCUGCUCUGAACUGGCUGAGGAGACUCUAUACUUGUCAUUUCAUUGUAAUCUUUGAGUUCUGGGCUCAGGUUGUUUGUCAGUGUCUCCUUUUGCCUACAUCCAAGUCUUUCAUUGAAAUAAUGUGUUUCCAUUGCUCAGGUGCCUCCAUCUCUUUGACUGCUUGUACAUUAUUACAUCUGAUCGACAUUUAAGUGUGUAGCUUCUGUAUCUCACUUUCUGCAUCCAGUAUGUCUGUUUACAGAAUCAGUUUGUUCUGUUAUCUGCUGUAACUGAUAAACAAUUAGUAAAAUACACUGAGAUGACAAGUGUAAUUGAAAACGUUCAAUUAUAAAGAACUGAUUUCAUGUAUGAAG
Molecule: messenger RNA, 2450 nt
Organism: Toxotes jaculatrix (banded archerfish)
Lineage: Eukaryota; Metazoa; Chordata; Actinopteri; Toxotidae
Gene: acbd4
Product: acyl-CoA binding domain containing 4
Exons: 11
Coding region: 198-1460 (420 amino acids)
Biological process (GO): fatty acid metabolic process; autophagy of peroxisome
Molecular function (GO): fatty-acyl-CoA binding
Source: RefSeq, a predicted model, not a curated record